CGGCAGAAGAGCUUACUUUACAAGAAGCUUUGUUUUUCAGUUGCAAAAGAAGACGCUUAUCCACAAUGAAGAUUGCUCUGAUUCUGAUUGCUGCAGCUUGGAUGGUUUGUGCCACAGUGGAAGCUCAGGGUAAAGGAAAAGCCAGUGAUGGCGAAGGAAGUCACGACCUACCUUGUACGGCCGAAGAAGUUCAAAAAAUAGGCUGUGCGAAUGGGGGAACGUGUUUCGCCUUGGAACUUGGUCCUAGGAAACUAGGUUGUAUAUGUGCUGAUGGGUUUACAGGCCAAAGAUGCUUGCAUCGAAUAAUAGAGCGGGAUCUUCAGGAGACACAACCUGGAAAUUAACAGCCUUCCUUAGAGAUUAAAAAAAAUUCUUGAACAAAUCCGCAGAUUUAGCACUAGCGAGUUGAAAAGGAAUGUGAAAUUGUGAAAAAUUUGGGCCAAAACUGAAAUAAAUCUGAUAGCAUGGAAACUUA
Molecule: messenger RNA, 475 nt
Organism: Pocillopora verrucosa
Lineage: Eukaryota; Metazoa; Cnidaria; Anthozoa; Scleractinia; Pocilloporidae
Source: RefSeq, a predicted model, not a curated record